Conger conger (European conger) is the source of this 3669-nucleotide messenger RNA. It is a transcript of the gene tpst2, whose product is annotated as tyrosylprotein sulfotransferase 2. Gene Ontology annotation, biological process: peptidyl-tyrosine sulfation. The coding region runs from base 405 to 1502 and encodes 365 amino acids. Lineage: Eukaryota; Metazoa; Chordata; Actinopteri; Anguilliformes; Congridae. The transcript is spliced from 7 exons. Gene Ontology annotation, cellular component: Golgi apparatus. Gene Ontology annotation, molecular function: protein-tyrosine sulfotransferase activity. The record is from RefSeq and is a predicted model, not a curated record.
GAGAGUAGUACCGUAUUUUUGUUGUGUCGAUCGUGUGUCUUUAUGUAUGGCAUUGGCGCCCAAGCAAGCGUUUAAAUGGAGUGCUGAUGCAAGGAACGGGGAGAUUUAUCCAGCGACAGUUCUGCUUUCUGGUCGAUGGCGACGAUUCACACGUACACAAUUUCGCACGAAGCUUCAUUAAAGUCUCCCUUGCGCUGGCAGAGAGGUCGAACCUCAGAACGAGAAGCUGUUUUCAUAUUCAUUAUUAUUGUCGCUUUCAGCAGAGUAUACAGAUGAACCAGCGAUGGAGCUUGCAUGGAUACCAGUCCACCUAAACUAAACAGACCAGUAUGACUCCCCCUGCCCUUGGUGCUGAGUUGCGCCCCCUCUCUGAGCUGUGGUGAGACGCACAGACACGCGUGGUGAUGCGGCUCUCGGCCCGGCGGGCGGCAUGGGGCCUCCUGUGCCUGGUGGGAGCCUGCGGCCUGGUGCGGCUGUGCCAGCGGGCGCUGGAGUGCCCGGGCAGGGGCCGGAGCGGGCGGGGAGUGUCGGUGCUGGUGAGGGACUGGCGGCAGACGGAGUACCGCUACGGGCAGGACACGCCGCUGGUGUUCGUGGGGGGCGUCCCGCGGUCGGGGACCACGCUGAUGCGGGCCAUGCUGGAUGCCCACCCGGAAAUCCGCUGCGGGGAGGAGACCAGGGUGAUCCCGCGCCUCCUGGCCCUGCGGCAGGCCUGGGGGAGGUCCGGGCAGGAGCGCCAGCGGCUGGAGGAGGCGGGGGUCAGCCAGGAGGUGCUGGACUCGGCCGUCUCCGCCUUCCUGCUGGAGAUCAUCGCCCGGCACGGAGAGCCUGCCCCCCUGCUCUGCAACAAGGACCCCUUCACCCUCAAGAGCGCCCACUACCUGUCCCAGAUCUUCCCCAACUCCAAGUUCCUGCUGAUGUUGCGUGACGGCCGAGCGGCGGUGCACUCCAUGAUCUCCCGCCGCGUGACCAUCGCAGGGUUCGACCUGUCCAGCUACCGGGAUUGCCUGACCAAGUGGAGCCGGGCGGUGGAGGCCAUGCUGGCGCAGUGUGUGCAGGUUGGCGCAGGCCGCUGCCUGACGGUGCGCUACGAGAGCCUGGUGCUGCAGCCCCGCGCCACCCUGCAGGUGGUGCUGCACUUCCUGGACAUGCCCUGGCACGAGGGAGUGCUCCACCACGAGGACGCCAUUGGACAGCCCGGAGGGGUAUCCCUGUCCCGGAUUGAGCGCUCCACAGAUCAGGUGAUCAAGCCUGUGAAUCUGGAAGCUCUGACUCGCUGGGUGGGCCACAUUCCUGCCGACGUCCUGGCAGACAUGGCUGAGAUUGCCCCGAUGCUGAGCCGGCUGGGUUACGACCCGCACGCAAACCCGCCCCAAUACGGCCAGCCAGACCCUGCAGUAGUCAACAACACCGAGAGGGUAUUGAAAGGAGACUUCAAAACCCCAGCUAAUUUGAAAGGACAGCCACCAGUGUUCAUCAAUGGCUCCGAUACAGAGGGGUGAACAGAUCAUGGCAGGUCAGUGCCUCCAAAACGGAUCUACAUCCUAGCCUGGAUCGUUCCACCUCGGAGGGGUGCACGCCAGCAGUCCCAAUGCCAGGAAACCUGCCUAACAGCCUCCUAGCGCAGGAGGCCACCCCAGUUGUGGUGCUAAAGGGUGGAAUGUUCUGGAGACUAUUCUUGUUUUUAUAUUUGUGUCAUUUAGGGUGAUUUCUUCAACAAGUCUCGUAACUUAAUCUCCCACCCCUUUUACAUUCGUGUUCUGCUUGCCAAUCUAUUGUUGUAAGGCAUGUGUGCCACUCUUCUUUGUAAUUAAUAUUGGUGGUUUAAUAGAAGAGAGCUGACUACUACACUGAGGCAUAUGCACAAGACUGUUGAGUUUUGGACUGCAUCUCGGUAUAGGCUUAACUAACUCUGAUUGCUAAAAUCAGCUGGACUCACCCCCCACAUCCCUUUGGCACCUCUUCACGCUACCCACUCCUCAGCAAGCAUCCUUCCUUUCACCCCAAAACAUCCCCCCUCUGUGCUGUCCAUCAUUACUCUAUCCAUUAGAUCCUGGAGUAAAAUAUGGAGUCUGUGUGCGAGUGGGUCGAGCUUAGUGACUACUGUCAUUGUUACACUCUGAAAGUGACAACGUUUGACAUGCUACAUGCCUGAAAAUGUGCGUGCCUUGACGAGCUAUUGCCGUGGAUGGAAACAUGCACUAAAUUGCAGCCCGCUCCUCCCAAUUUCACAAGGGAAACUGGGCUCUGGAACAAUGGCUCUGUGUUGGUCCGAAUGCUUCUUCAUUUUUUGUGAGCUUUGUCAUGCAGUUCCUGUCUGGUCAAUUUUUAAAAAAGAACAAGCUAUCCAGGAAAGCACUGGGGAUCCAUUUCUCUUUUUUUAUUACCAGUAAUAACCCCUAAAAAAGCAAACACAACAAAAUGUUUUUGUUUGGAGAUGGAGCUUAAUCAUUUGCUAAACAAUGUCCGUGUGGGGUAAUGCUUUGUGAAAUAUGGCAAUAUGUGGUACAUUUGCGUACACAUUUAUGUAGAUUACUUCUUGAGAGACAUUCUUUAAAAAAAAAAAAAAAAACAGUCCAGAAUUCAAAGAUGAAAACCUGACAUCCUUCCUAUUUCAGUGGAAGAACAUGUUUUUUGUCAUUAGAAUAUGAUGUAUUGAUGUCUCCCAUCAUGUGAAUAAUUCUCUGUAAUGGGUGUGUAAUUGUGGACUGUUUUUGGGAGUGCUUUUUUCCAUUAUGAAAGAAAAAUAUCAGAGCAGCCUAUGAUUGCUGUACUCAUUCAACAGCUGGACAGUGUGGACCAGUCAUUUUUAACAUUCCUCAUGAAGAAGAGGAAAGGCACCAAUUUGGAUUUUAGUUUACUGUUGUUUCUCUUGAAGUAAACUGCACAGUUUAGUUCUUUUUUGUAUUUCUUCCUUCGCAACAAAAGCAAUAGUGGAAACGAACAGCUUACUUUGAUUUACGCCCCACUUGCACUAGUCCGCAUUUUUAAGGAUUUUACACCCCCCCCCCUUCCAUUUUUACUUUUUCCCGCCCAAUGUGAAAUGCCCAAUCAUACUUUGUAUGCUUCCCAUUCCUGUAACAUUACCCAUUCAUUUUUGAACUGCGUUAACUUGCACCUAUGUUGUUUGAAUUAGUCCACAGCCAUUUUGCUGGAGCUCUACACUACUUGUGAAACUAGCACAGGUAGACCGUAGGCAUCCAAGUUGCUUUUGCGCAAUGAGGCAGAGAACUCUGCCUGACGUACACUUUAUCUGGAUAAUGUUAUGGCCAGUCAUGUACCAUCCUAUGGAUGGUGCUCAUAAUGUGUGCUGUAAUUGGACCUGAUAGCCCUCUACAUGAAAUAUUUUCUUUGGUAGUGGGGAUGGAUUUGGGGGGCAUAACUACUUGACUGGCCUGUGAAACCAUUUUUAUGGUUUUAAACUCAAGUUUAUCCCUCCACAAAAUCACAAAUGCCAGCUUGGCCAUCCUUGGACCUACAGAAACAAAAGGAUGGCUGGAUUAAACGCACAAGAAGAGUGUGUGUGUUUAUGAGAGAUGGAGAGCGAGAGCACGCGCAUGCGUGGGGUGAAAGCACUUAUCAGGUCUUGAUACAUUCUUCUGUUUACUUGGACUCGCUCACAGGUUCACUUGUGAUACAUUCAUUAAAGUGAUUUUUUUAAAUGUGAAA